UCAUUCCAUUGCAUUUUCCUCUUCAAUGCUUCAUACCAGCUACGAGCUACUGCAGAAUUGAAGUCACUCGAUUCUUCCAUUGUCCAACCCUUUGACGCGACUAAUUGCCGCACCCCGGCACUUUCCUCCCGUCACACAGCCUCGUCCUUCCGCGUCUUAAGUCCUCCCACUCUUCCCUUUAUCUCUUCCACCACAAGAAUACUUCUCGCAUUGACCCAAUCGAUUCGCCCAAUCAUAGACAACAUCAUUCACUAUGGUAGCAGAAACAAAACUCUACGACGCCCUCUCAAUCUCCCCCACUGCCACGCAAGAUGAAAUCAAGAAAGCAUACCGAAAAGCUGCUCUGAAAUUUCACCCGGACAAGAACAAAGACAACCCCAACGCUGCCGAAAAAUUCAAGGAAGUCUCACAAGCCUACGAGGUCCUGUCCGAUCCUGAGAAGAGAAAGGUUUACGAUCAAUAUGGCCUGGAAUUCUUGCUAAGAGGAGGACAAGCACCACCUCCAGGUGCAGAGGGCAUGGAUGGCAUGCCCGGUGGUGGCUUUGGAGGAAUGCCUGGUGGCUUCAGUUUCGGUGGCAUGCCAGGUGGUGGUGGUGGUGGUGGUACCCGGUCCUUCCAUUUCAGUACUAAUGGUGGUUCGGGCUUCAGCUUCUCAGAUCCCAAUGACAUCUUCUCCAGCUUUGCACGCGCUGGUGCUGGAGGAGCAGGUGGUGGUGCCGGUGGUGGUGGUGUUGACGAUGAGGACAUUUUCAAUCUCCUGGGUGGUGGCUUUGGUGGUAGAGCAGGCGGCUCUAGAAGGAGCGCUAGUGGUUUCGGAGGCGGCGGGUUUGGUGGGAGACAGCCACGACCCCAGACACCAGAAGUCACGGUUGUUGAACGACAAUUACCAGUAACCCUGGAAGAUCUGUACAAGGGUGCGCACAAGAAAAUGAAGAUCAAGAGAAAGACAUUCAAUGCUCAAGGACAACGGGCGUCAGAGGAUAAGAUCUUGGAGAUGGACAUCAAGCCUGGGUUGAAAGCUGGUUCCAAGAUCAAGUUCUCUGGUGUGGGUGAUCAGGAAGAGGGUGGAACUCAAGAUUUACAUUUCAUCGUCACGGAGAAGCCUCACGCAUCCCUCACUAGGGAUGGAGAUGACCUUAAAACAACCAUCGAGCUGGAUCUUAAGGAGGCUCUCACUGGCUGGAAGCGGACCGUCACAACGAUUGAUGGGAAGCAACUGAACGUAUCAGGUGCUGGGCCAACUCAACCUGGGUACGAAGAAAGAUUCCCUGGUCUUGGUAUGCCACUCAGCAAGAAACCAGGCGAAAGAGGAGACUUUGUCGUGCAAGUCAAGGUCAAUUUUCCGACUUCUCUGACUGCUGCCCAGAAAGCGAAGAUUAAAGAAGCGCUGUCAUGAAAGACUUGAUCUGGAUUGAAGCGGUUGGAGAGAGUGUGUGGACUCGCAGGAUGUGAACAGGUACUAAGCACAACCUGAGCCGGCGUUGCCUGUCAGCAAGAGAAGAGCCGUUUCGGGCGGUGCAUGGCAAGCACAUGAAGCGCACUCCGAGUCAUGGUUGCCAGCCACUCGACAAUGGCUUAUCCCCAUCAGUCCCACUGGAGAUAAGAGCAGUGACUGGCGUUUGGAGUUCAAAUGGAGCGUGGCAUGAUAGCGUGGAUGCUUACAGAGCUUUUGGUACAGCUGGUUGAUGACCCAGCAUGGUGUGCUGAACAGAGCAGCUGAUGCUGCGACUGUUUUCUAUUGUGAGCAAUAAUGAAUGAAUGUCGAGAUGAAGACUAUACGAUCCGAAUCGCAAAUGCUAGAAAUUCCCUCUUUUGAUA
Messenger RNA from Exophiala xenobiotica, 1818 nucleotides. RefSeq lists its product as uncharacterized. Gene Ontology annotation, molecular function: protein-folding chaperone binding. The coding region runs from base 254 to 1396 and encodes 380 amino acids. Gene Ontology annotation, biological process: translational initiation. The record is from RefSeq and is a predicted model, not a curated record. Gene Ontology annotation, cellular component: cytosol. The transcript has a single exon. Lineage: Eukaryota; Fungi; Ascomycota; Eurotiomycetes; Chaetothyriales; Herpotrichiellaceae.